UAACACGUUGUUUCUUUGACCUUCCAGUACUUCCUGAUUGCACAUUACAUCACAUUGAUAAACAGUUUUAUUUCGACAAAGUUGAUAUGUAUGAGAUUAUUAUAUAUUUUAGUUGAAUUAACUAGAGGUUCUUCUGGUUCUUUUCGUUGAAUAGACGUGGGCAACAUUGAAUGAGAGGUUACUUCUACAGUCAGUAGCAGUUAAAUAACUGAUAACAUGCAGAACUACGGUAAAGCAAUAAAUACUUUUGUUGGACAAUAUCCGACAGGGAUCGCUCUUAUCGCAAUCACAGGAGUGGGGCUCUUUGCUCUGCGUAAAUGGCUGGCUGGAGGGGUGUGUACGAGCAAAGCCCGGCUGGACGGGAAGACUGUCCUUAUCACCGGAGCCAACACUGGGAUUGGGAAAGAGACUGCUGUUGACAUGGCUAGCAGGGGGGCGAGGGUUAUUCUGGCCUGCAGGGACAUGACAAGAGCCAAUCAAGCCGCAGAGGGCAUCAGGAAGAGGAGUGGCAAUGGGAAUGUGAUUGUCAAAAAGUUGGACUUGGCAUCCCUACAGUCGGUGCGACAGCUAGCCAAAGAGAUCCUGGAAAGUGAAGAGAGACUGGACAUCCUUAUUAAUAAUGCAGGUAUCAUGAGCUGUCCAAAAUGGCAAACUGAAGAUGGCUUUGAGAUGCAGUUUGGUACCAACCACUUGGGCCACUUUUUAUUGACAAAUUGCCUUUUGGAUCUCCUUAAGAAAUCAGUCCCAAGCCGUAUUGUCAAUGUCUCCAGUUUAGCUCAUGAAAAAGGUGAGAUUUAUUUUGAUGACAUAAACUUAGAUAAAGAUUACAGUCCAUGGAAAAGCUACCGGCAAAGUAAGCUAGCUAAUGUGCUCUUCACUAGGGAGCUGGCAACACGACUACAAGGAACUGGAGUAACUACAUAUAGCCUCCAUCCUGGGGUCAUCCGGACUGAGCUUGGCCGGCACUUCUGGCCCGCCAUGCCCCUGUGGAAAAGAGCCAUCUACAAGCCUCUCAUGUUUUGGCUCAAGUCCCCCAGAGAGGGAGCCCAGACCACCAUCCACUGUGCUGUAGAAGAAAGCCUGGCAGAUGUCAGUGGACUCUACUACAGUGACUGCGCCCCAAAAACUGUGGCCCUUCAGGGCCAGGAUGAUGCAGCUGCCAAGAAGCUGUGGGACCUGAGUGCCUCCAUGGUUGGUCUGGCAUGAUGGACCUGGUUACCACCAGGACUGGCCUAGCCUUUAGAAUGUUGACAUAUUACCAUCUGAUGAUGAUGAACUGUGAAAUGCAUCCAAACCUCAUUGCAUUCAGUAAGAAACUGUUGAAUGACAUUUGUUUAAGUUACAUUUAUUUAGAAUAUACAGCAAACUACAUACAAAAAUACUAUGCAUCAAAAUAUGUUAACGUUAGCCUUUUAAACAGAAGGAAUGUCUCAUAAUUAAGUUACAUGGAAGCUGUAUGAACUUUUACUACAUAAGUGUAAAUUCUAUUCUAGAGGAACAAGGAUCACUAAAGUCUGUAUUUACGUACGUUUGUAGUAUACACAUUAUGUUGUCUUGUCAUGGAACUGAUGUAUGAAAAUACAUGUGCUAUAUCUACAAAACAUUUAGAGAAACAACAUACAUUGUUCUCUUGGGUAAUUUAAAAUGUACGAUAAUAAAGUGCUGAUUUACAUAAUCUCUUUAAUUGUACCUAGCUAAGGCAUAUAAAUCAUAUAUGAUUUGUGUAUAUUCUGAGCCUUUCAUAUUGGACAUUAAACCAACGGCACUAAAACAAAA
Coregonus clupeaformis (lake whitefish) is the source of this 1776-nucleotide messenger RNA. RefSeq lists its product as uncharacterized. Bases 217 to 1206 code for a protein of 329 amino acids. The record is from RefSeq and is a predicted model, not a curated record. NCBI's taxonomy places the organism in Eukaryota, Metazoa, Chordata, Actinopteri, Salmoniformes, Salmonidae. The transcript has 7 exons.